UUUGUAUAUAUUUAUACGUGACUAUAUUUUGUUAUUGAGAUUCUCUCUCGGUUAUAUUUUAUUUUCAGCUUUUUCUUUGGUAAUUUUUUUUUUAUUAAACUUGGAGUUUGCAUGCUGUUUGUUCUGGUUUUUAGAGAGGCUUUUAGUGUAUGUUUUUUCCACUCUUUGAGGAGUAGGUAGGGUCGAGUAUAGAAUUGAUUUUGAUAUGUUUGCAUGUAUUGAUUGUCUGAAGAAUUGAUUCUAACUCACUUUUAAUAGAAUAUAUUUUACAAAAUCAACUCAUCCAAAGCUAUGAAGCACGGACACUCCUCAGAUUAGGCCUGUCCAGGUGACACUUGUAAUUACACUGAAUUAUGUAAUUUUGUCAAAUUAUUAGCGGUGUCGACGUUUCAGUGUCCGUGUCCGUAUUCGUGCUUUAUAGAUCCAAAGUCAAAUUUAGUCAUCGUAGAACCAAACAUACACUCAGUACUUGUUUGAUUAUGUGUUUCCGUGGCCAAAUGUGUGUCUAUGGCUGCUCUCACUGCGAUUUACAGAAGCUCCGAAACCAAGCUUGCGAGGCAAUGUGGUUUUUUACUGCGGAAUUGAUAAACGCACUACUAAAGCAAACAUAGGCUUAAUAUAAAAUAUGUUAGGAGUUAGAAGUAUAAGUUUGUCGAUUUUGUAAAGAAAUUACUUGAAGUCUGUUGUCUAGUUUUGAAGACAUCAUAAUGGGUUUUUCCUGAUUUUUAUAUGAGGGUAGUAGGACAUUAUUAGGUACAAACCAGUUUAGUUGAUUGUUCUAUAUAAAUGUAGAAAUAUUCUACCAGGCAUGAUCAAUUUAUUUUAUGUCUUUGUUAUAACACUGCCUGAUCAAUGUACUUUUAGACCUUUAGAAGUAACAACCAUUAAUUAUGCAUAUUGGUUGAGUUUUCCCCCCAUGAUUUGUUUCCAGAUAAUCGGAUAGAACCAACCUUCGACCUGACAUACAGGUACUGGACUGCUCUAAUUAAAACUCUAGCAAGUGUGUUAUGAUGCCUUGGCUUGGUAAUAUAUACCAGAAGUUUGAGAAUAUGAUCCUGGAGGUGGACGACACAAUGUUUGAGGAAACUGGUCAAUACCUAGAGAAUCAAAUGCAGAUUGUCGGAGAAAGUGUUACAAAAUUCUACUCUGAAGUCAUGGAAGAUUUACUUCCGCCAUCUUCAUGUGCUACCCCUGUAUUGCCUAUAGGUCAAUAUGCUAAUGCUGCUGCUAUCCCUAAGAAGUCAUUUCAACGUUCGAAGAAAAGAAUGGUAAAGGCUAAUACCAAGCGAUCAACCGAGGACUCAAGUAUGAAUCAUGAUUCUGGCAAUUCUAUCAAAAAGAGUAACUUUAUUUGGCGUCCAAAACAACAUGUUCGGAGUGCAGAUAUUAAAUUGAAUAUCAGUGAUGAUGAAAAUCUAAAAAAUAGGAAGAUUCCUGCACCGAAGACAGCCAGUAAAGUUGCUCUAUCAAAAAAAGAUGGAUGCGGUUCAUCACAAUCCUGUGAAAUCUCCAAUGUAAAUGAAAAUCAUGAGGCUACUGUUUCCAAGACUGCUUCUGUAGAAGUAACAACCUUUGCAGCUGUAGCAGACUGUUGCUGUGAAACUGAAAAAGCAAGUUCAAAACAAAACCGCGGUUUUCCCGUAUUGGUUGAUUCAGCUGAAGAGAAAAAUAUGAGAUCUUUCCCAAGUGACAUAUUUGAAGAUGCGCAUGGGUUUUCUAAGGUCAAAGCUAUGCAGCCUGAAGAUUGUUCUCAUAGUACAAUCAUUGUGUCUCAUCCAGCAAAUAUUGAUGCUUCUAUAGAGCAAGAUGAUAAAACCACGAGACAAGACAAUGACUUGAAGCUCGAGGAAGUUUGUGUCAUGGUUACCAGAGACGAACUUCAGUCAGUUCCCAAGGCAACGGUUAAUACGAAGAAGAGAGAGAAAAAGUGGCUGCAACCCUUUUCUUUGUAUAAGAAAUCUACAAGGAAGCAAGAGUACGAAGUGCUUGCAUUAUUGCAUGGGAACAAUGAAAAUGGAAAUGGUGAUUGCGUGGAGAGUUUAUGUCCAACUUCGGAGGAAGAUGUCUCUGAACCCGAGUGGGAACUUCUCUGUAUACCACGGUGAUCAUGUUGUAGGUGGAGACGCGCAAAUAGUGUCGGUGCACCAAAGAUAAUGCCCUUGGAUGUAUUAAAAUCUAAAUUGUUCAUUAAAUAAUAUAUAUCCAACAGUUCUAAUUAGUGACACACCGUUACAACUUGUACAUGCAUGUUAGUCCUCACAUGAGCUGAGUAGAUACACUGUCAACGCUACAGAUUUUACAUCAACUUCUUAGUCCUUAUGCAGGAUAUUGAGAUGCCUUAUUGCAUUCAAUGUUCCACACUAUAUAUUUACUUUCUUUAUUGUUUUUGCUGGAAACAAAGCCUUAAUAAACCACUUAACUUAGAACCGUUGCUAGUGUAGCUUGGACCUAUUAUUAUAUAAGGCUUGCUCACAUUUUCUCAA
Medicago truncatula (barrel medic) is the source of this 2483-nucleotide messenger RNA. RefSeq lists its product as uncharacterized. The coding region runs from base 1008 to 2105 and encodes 365 amino acids. The record is from RefSeq and is a predicted model, not a curated record. Gene Ontology annotation, biological process: response to stress. Gene Ontology annotation, cellular component: phagophore; autophagosome. The transcript has 5 exons. NCBI's taxonomy places the organism in Eukaryota, Viridiplantae, Streptophyta, Magnoliopsida, Fabales, Fabaceae.